AUGCACUUCUCUAAGGUUGCCCUCCUUUCCGCGCCUGUGAUGGCCAUGGCCAGCCCUGUCGCCUUGGAAGCAAGACAGGACAACACUUGCUGCUAUCAAACCGAGGAUGUGAACGCCCUCGUCUUUGUGACCAAAGGCCAGUCAUCUCAGACUCUUGAUACGCUUAACUGGUGUUAUCUGCAGGUUGACCGCGACGUGACUGAUCCAGACAAUUGCGAGAAGGCGACGCGAUCAUACUGGGCUGGGUACUGUCCCUCGGAUGGCACAAAGGUUAUCCCGUGCCCCUAG
Colletotrichum abscissum is the source of this 288-nucleotide messenger RNA. RefSeq lists its product as uncharacterized. The record is from RefSeq and is a predicted model, not a curated record. Lineage: Eukaryota; Fungi; Ascomycota; Sordariomycetes; Glomerellales; Glomerellaceae. The transcript has 3 exons. The coding region runs from base 1 to 288 and encodes 95 amino acids.